AUGAAGUUCUCGCACAGUAUCCAGUUCAAUGCGGUGCCCGACUGGAGUAGCAAAUACAUUGCCUACAGCAAUCUGAAGAAGCUGAUAUACCAGCUCGAGAAGUCAAUCCUCCGACCUACUGCGGACGAUGCCGAACGAUCCCCCCUGAUACAAUCUAUCGACGACCCCGAUGAAAUAUUCCGGCGUGCUUUAGAUUCUGAGCUUGACAAGAUAUUGACUUUUUACCAGCUGAAGGAGCUCGAGGUCUACGGCGAGGUGUCUGAAUUUCUAAGGGACGAAGAGUCUUACGAGGCUGAACAUGAGCAGGUGGAAGGACAAGAGAGACCAGGGACCAGUGGUCGUGCCAGCGAUAGACUUAAACCGGCCAGCAUGUUCCGGAGUUUCCUGACCAGGCCAAGAAGGUCAAGCACGAUCAGCCGGUCCAUCGACGAAGGUGUGGAAGAUAGCGACGACGAUAAUGAUGAUGAGAACACUGCUCUGCAUAAGCCUAGGCCAGCGGCAGGGCGGGUCAAGAGCACGCCGUACGAUAUGAACAUUGCACGAGCCGGAGCAGUGGAAGAUGCGCGAACUUCGACUGAGUUCAGCAAGUCAGUGCGACGAAAUAGCCAGAACUACGACGACUAUGCCAAUGAGGCCUACUCAACCCUUUACUCUUCCGGAAUCACUUUAAAGAAGCGGGCUAUCAGUCUCUAUGUACAACUUUGCGAGUUGAAAUCUUUCGUUCAGCUAAACAAGACGGGGUUUACGAAGGUGCUGAAGAAAUACGACAAGAUCUGCGACCGAAGCAUGAAGGCCAAAUAUAUUGAGCAUAAUGUCACGCCUGCGUAUUGUUUCCGACCGGAUACGAUGAGCCAUAUCGAGGAGAACAUCCAGAAAAUCGAGCAGGCAUAUGCAGAUAUCGUUACGGGGGGCGACGAGACAUUGGCCAAGAAGGAGCUGAGGCUACAUCUUCGGGAACAUGUUGUAUGGGAAAGGAAUACAGUAUGGCGAGAAAUGAUCGGGAUCGAGAGAAAGGCUCAAGCUGCCAACAUGGGCCUCCGGAGGACGUUGCUGGGAGUUGACAACGACCCGGCAAAGGCCCGACUGCAAGGCGACGAUUAUGAUGUGCCAGACAUGAAGGAGCUAGACACACCUGUCGGGAGGCUUAGAUGUCCGACAUGGCUCUUUAGCUCGACGAUGUUGACUCUUAUUGUCAUCGUUGCGAUUUUCUUUACUUUGCUAUGCAUCCCAAUCAUGAAGAAAGUAGAACAGCAGAACUGCCUGGCAAUGCUGGUGUUCGUCAGUUUGCUGUGGGCCACUGAGGUCAUUCCUCUAUUCGUCACGUCUCUGAUGAUUCCAUUCCUCUGUGUUAUCCUAAGAGUCGUGCGCUCGGAUGACAAGCCUCACCAUCGUCUCGAGGCUAAGGCUGCUACGAAAUACAUUUUUGCUGCUAUGUGGACACCAGUCAUCAUGCUCCUACUUGGUGGCUUCACUGUUGCUGCAGCAUUAUCAAAAUACGAUAUUGCGAAGCGGAUUGCAACCUUCGUUCUCAGUAAAGCUGGCACUCGACCACGGACUGUUCUAGUGACGAAUAUGUUCGUGGCUGCUUUCGCCAGUAUGUGGAUCAGUAACGUGGCGGCGCCAGUGCUGUGCUUCUCGAUCAUCCAGCCCAUGCUUCGAAACCUUCCCCCCGACUCUGAGAUGUCAAAGGCGCUCAUCCUCGGCAUUGCCUUGGCCUCCAAUGUUGGCGGCAUGCUCUCCCCGAUCGCGUCGCCUCAAAACAUCGUGGCUCUGCAAACCAUGGACCCCGAACCUUCCUGGGGUAUCUGGUUCUUUGUCGCCCUCCCUGUGGGUGUUCUCUCGAUUUUGGCCAUUUGGGUCAUUCUGCUCUUGACUUUCCAGCCUGGAAGAGGGACGACCAUUGUCCCUAUUCGUCCAGUAAAAGAUAGCUUCACCGGAGUGCAAUGGUUCAUCUCCUUGGUCACACUCGGCACCAUCAUCCUCUGGUGUGUUAGCCACAAGCUCGAGUGGCUAUUCGGUGACAUGGGCGUGAUGGCUAUCAUACCUCUGGUGCUCUUUUUCGGCACAGGCAUCCUCACCAAGGAGGAUUUCAAUAAUUUCCUCUGGACCAUCAUCAUCCUCGCCGCUGGCGGCCUGUCUCUUGGAAAGGCCGUCAAUUCUUCUGGUCUUCUUCAUACCAUCGCGGGAGCCAUCACGGAAAAAGUCGAGCACCUGUCUCUCUACGCCAUCCUCGUCGUCUUCGCCAGUUUGAUCUUGGUCGUCGCGACAUUCAUUAGUCACACAGUCGCAGCGCUCAUCAUCCUGCCGCUCGUUCACAGUGUCGGGAUGGGUAUGGAUGAGCCGCAUCCGAAUCUAUUGGUAAUGGGCAGUGCAAUGAUGUGCAGUGCUGCCAUGGGCUUGCCAACUUCUGGCUUCCCGAAUAUGAACCCUCAAACCGGACAACGUUACCUCCAAGUCAAGCACUUCAUCAGCCGCGGUAUCCCAGCCAGCCUCACUACUCUUGCGAUCGUCGUCACCGUGGGUUACGGCUUGAUGUUCGUCUCGGGGCUGUAG
This is a messenger RNA of Drepanopeziza brunnea f. sp. 'multigermtubi' MB_m1, 2553 nucleotides long. The record is from RefSeq and is a predicted model, not a curated record. Lineage: Eukaryota; Fungi; Ascomycota; Leotiomycetes; Helotiales; Drepanopezizaceae.